Messenger RNA from Spea bombifrons (plains spadefoot toad), 3348 nucleotides. Its product is annotated as guanylate cyclase 2G-like. Gene Ontology annotation, molecular function: protein kinase activity; guanylate cyclase activity; peptide receptor activity. NCBI's taxonomy places the organism in Eukaryota, Metazoa, Chordata, Amphibia, Anura, Pelobatidae. Gene Ontology annotation, biological process: intracellular signal transduction; receptor guanylyl cyclase signaling pathway; protein phosphorylation. Bases 1 to 3348 code for a protein of 1115 amino acids. Gene Ontology annotation, cellular component: membrane. The record is from RefSeq and is a predicted model, not a curated record. The transcript has 21 exons.
AUGACCGGCACUCGUUAUCCGACGCGCUCAGCCCUCCCUCUCGGACGUCUCCCCGUGUGUUUUUUUGCUUGCUUAGUUUACGUUCGGGUUUCCAGUGAGGAACCUCAAGUCAUCGCAAGUGCGAAUGACACCGAAGGAGCGAACGCGUCUUCCAGGAUACUUGUGGGAUUUCAAGCUCCGUGGAACUUUUCUUACCCGUUCAGUGCCCAGCGCCUCGGCUCCGCCGUUCAGUUGGCCAUUGAGAAAAUAGGCAGCGAUCCGGCCCAUAUGCUUUUGGGGAACUACACGUUGGAGUUCAUCUACGCGGACUGCGGCUGCAACGCCAAAAGGUCUCUCGAUGUCUUCAUAAACCAGUAUCAGACUCACCAAAUCUCUGCCCUGGUGGGACCCACAUGUCCAGAAGCUGCCGAGGUGACCGGGUUGCUGGUCUCGUCCUGGAACGUACCAAUGUUCGGCUUCGUCAGCCAGACGCCGAAGCUCGAUAACACAUUUGUGUAUGACACCUACGUCAAAAUGGUGUCUCCUCUCCAACGCGCCUCCGAGGCUCUGAAGAAGACCUUGGAGUAUUUCGGAUGGAGCUACGUCGCCUUGUUCGGAGGAGCCAGGGUAGGAUCGACCUGGGAAAAAAUCGACGAGCUGUGGCUAUCUCUGGAAAACGAGCUGGUCGGGAACUUUACUAUCACCGCGAAGAUAAAAUACGACCCCGGCAGAUCAGAAAGUCUACGGGACAACCUGCGACUGGUGGCCUCUCUCGCCCGAGUUAUUAUUUUAAUCACGAGCUCGGUGGACGCCAGGCUGAUUCUCUUAGAAGCCGAGCGGCAGGGACUGACCGAUGGCAAAUACGUAUUUAUCAUGUUGCAGCAGUUUGAGGAAACCUUUUGGAAAGAAGCUUUGAAGGCUGAGAAAAAGACCGAUAUCCUGAAGGCGUACGAGUCCGUGUUUAUGAUCGCAGUAAACUCCCCUUAUAACAAUCUAUCUUUUAUGAAGGAGGUCUACGAAAGGCUGAAGGGACCCCCCUUUUACAGUGAGAUCGCGUCUGAAGAUCAGGUCAGUCCCUAUUCUGCGUAUCUGUACGACGCCAUCCUACUGUAUGCUUUGGGGCUGAAUCAGCUGAUAAAACAAGGCAAAGAUAUCAAUGACGGGAGAGCUCUGGUAGAAAGCCUCAAGGUCUAUAACGACACUCAGAUAUUCGGAAUCACGGGUCCUCUGAGUAUUAAUGAAAAUGGAGAGAGAUUUAUUGAUUAUGCGGUGUACGAUCUGCAGAACUCCUCCGGAUUUGUUCCCGUUCUGCUAUACGACAGUUACAGGAGAACAAUCAGCCCCACAGCUGCGUUCUCCCUCAUUAGCUGGCCAGGUAACACUCGCCCUAAGGACAGACCGAGCUGCGGAUUCGCUAACGAGUUGUGCAAAAUGGGGCUGAGCAACAUCCCCAUGACGGCUUUGAUAGCCACCCUUAUAAUAACUGCCGUCGGGGGGCUUUUAUUCGUCACCUUCCUUCUAAUUCAGAAGAGCAAGCUAAGGAAGAGGUUCGAAGAUGACAGCUGGUGGCAUAUAAACUACGAGGACAUCACCAUCCUAAACAACAAGAAUGGCCUGGCUUCGCAUCUGAGCACCCCGGCGUCCAAGCGAUUGGGGAGUAUGGGCUCCAGCGCCAUGAUUUCCAGUAACCAGAGCUAUGGAUUUACAGACAAGCAGGGAAAGGAGGUUUUCUACACGACGAUUGGUUUAUACCAGGGUAACAGCGUCUCUCUGAAAUACUUCCCCGAUCACGUCGAUACAUAUCGUGUGCGGAAGGCCUCUGUCCUGCAAGAACUGCGCAUGAUGCGGGAGAUAAAGCAUGAAAAUCUGGUGACGUUCUUCGGGGUCUGCACUGAGCCCCCCCAUGUGUGCGCCGUUACCCAAUACUGCAAGAAAGGAAGCCUUAAGGAUGUUUUGCAGAAUAAUGACAUCGAACUGGAUUGGAUAUUCAAGCUGUCCUUCUCCUACGACAUUGUAAAUGGCAUGGCCUUCCUCCACAACAGCCCCCUUCAUUCCCACGGAAACCUAAAGCCAACGAACUGCCUCGUGGACAGCCGGAUGCAGGUCAAACUCACAGGAUUUGGUUUAUGGGAACUCCAUUACGGGACAGACCUCCGGGACACCACCGCUAAAAAUGUCAAUUAUUCAGAACUCUUUUGGACGGCUCCAGAGCUGCUGCGUUUGGGGAUUUUUCCUUUCCAGGGCACUCAGAAAGGAGACGUUUACAGUUUUGCUAUAAUUAUGAGAGAACUGAUUAAUAAUCAUGAUGACGGGCCGUUUCAGGAACUCGCUCUGGACCCAGAAGAAAUCAUCAAAAAAAUCAAGAUCCCCGGUCCGAGCGUCCCUCUGAGACCUUCUCUCUCAGCGGAGAAAUGCAACGAAAGGAUUAUCUCCAUGUUGAAAAUGUGUUGGGAUGAGAACCCUGAACGUCGGCCGCCAUUCACGUCCAUCAAGAGGAGUCUUCGACGUGCCAGUCCUGAAGGACACGUGAGCAUCCUGGAUAACAUGGUAAACAAACUGGAGAAGUAUGCCAACCACUUGGAGGAGGUGGUGGAAGACAGAACGGCCCAACUGGUGGCGGAGAAGAAGAAGACGGACAAAUUAUUAUCCACAAUGUUGCCGAGUUUCAUUGCAGAGCAGCUGAUGUCUGGGAAGUCGGUGGAACCCGAGAGCUUCAGUUCGGUGACGAUCUUCUUCUCUGACAUCGUGGGGUUCACCACCCUGUGCUCCUCCUGUACUCCGCUGCAGGUGGUGGAUUUACUGAACGACCUGUACAGUCUGUUCGAUGAGAUCAUCAAGGCGUAUGAUGUGUACAAGGUGGAAACAAUCGGAGACGCUUACAUGGUCGCCAGCGGACUUCCGAUACGCAACGGGAAUCAACACGUGGAGCAGAUCGCCACCAUGUCUCUGCACCUUCUCAGCUCCAUGCUGUCCUUUAAAAUCAGGCACAUGCCGGCCGAGAAGCUGAAGCUGCGCAUCGGGCUCAACACCGGUCCGGUGGUGGCUGGAGUGGUGGGAGUCACAAUGCCCAGGUACUGUCUGUUUGGUGACACCGUUAACACCGCAUCCCGGAUGGAGAGCAACAGUCUACCUUUGCGGAUUCACGUUUCGGAAUCGACUGCUACAGCCUUAAAAGAGAUCGGGGGAUACGAUUUAAGGGAAAGAGGAAAUAUACAAAUUAAGGGAAAAGGACAACAAAAGACGUUUUGGCUGAAGGGUAAGCGGAGCUUUCGAAUGCCCCUUCCAGACUUUCCAUCAGAUCAGGAGGAUCUCCUGCCCCAGGCUGAGGUAGGUAAUCCCCUGGCGUCCAAAAACGAGUCGAAAUGUUAA